AUGACCCAAGAAAAAGCUGUUCAAGCUCCCAAAAAGGUCGAUACGACUCUUCCGGAAGAGGAUAAUGAAACUGUGGACAUCUUGGAUACUUUUAAAGAGUUUAUCUCACUAAUUGAGAAAUCUGCAGAAGACUUCGACGCUCGUUACAUCCUAAAGGUGUUUCGUGAGCUAACCACAGUUAGAAAAGAAAUCAGUUCGGAUACUCUUGUGUCAUUGAUUGAAUAUGUAUAUCCAGAAACGGGUAAUUCAAAGACAUCCUCGACCAAGGGCUAUCUAUUUCAGACAUUGUCUGUAGAUCCAUCUUCUGAGAUGGAUACUAGGGAUGAUGUUGAAGGUAAUGGGGAGAAGGUCGAAUCCAAGAGAUCCGAUCCGAUUGCUGAAGUGGAUAUCUUCAUACAUUUAUUGGUUCAAAUAUAUCUUCAUGAUCAGAAACAAUACAAGAAGUUGCAUGCUUUCAACAUGCGUUGUAUCGAUGCAUUGAAAUCGUAUGACAGAAGAACGAUGGAUUAUAUUCAAGCUAAAGUGUGGUACUAUAUCUUUAGAUCAUGCGAAUUAGUUAGAGAUUUGAUUCCUAUUAGAGCCGAAUUGAUGAGAGCUCUAAGAACAGCCACUCUAAGGCAUGACACAGAGACCAGAGCGUCAACUAUCUCGUUACUUCUCAGAGAUUACUUGUUGACUAAUGAUAUCAAUCAGGCUUAUAAUUUGGUUGAAAAGACUGAAUUUCCUCAGGAUGCAUCCAACUCUGUUGUUGCUAGAUAUUACUUUUACUUGGCUCGGAUUCAAGCUAUUCAGUUGGAUUAUUCCUCUGCCAACGAAUGUGUCAUUGCCGCUAUCAGAAAAUGUCCUCAGACUAAAUCUGCACUUGGCUUCUUACAGACUGUGACAAAAUUACACAUAUUGAUUCAGUUACUGACGGGAGAAGUUCCGGACUUGACCACUUUUAGAGAUCCACAUCUGGAAUCCUCACUAACUCCUUAUUUGGCUGUGACUCGUGCCGUUAGAUUGGGUGAUCUUAAGAUUUUCAAUGCAGCUCUGGAAAAAUAUGGGGGUCAUUUGAAAAGGGAUGAAAAUUACAAUUUGGUGUUGAGAUUGAGACAGAACGUGAUCAAAACAGGAAUAAGAAUAAUAUCUCUCGCCUACAAGAGAAUUUCUUUGAAAGACAUCUGUAUCAAGUUGCAUCUUGACAGUGAGAUAAGUUCUGAGUAUAUUGUCGCCAAAGCCAUCAAGGAUGGUGUUAUUGAUGCCUCGAUCAACCAUAAGGCUGGCUAUAUGCAAUCUAAGGAAUUGUUGGAUGUAUACUCUACCAGAGCUCCUCAAUCGGAGUUUGAUAGAAGAAUUAAGUUUUGCAUGUCUCUGCACGACGAUAGUGUCAAGGCCAUGAGGUAUCCAAUGAAUAUGAAUAGGGUUGAGGACAAAGUUGAUCCCGAGGCCCGCGAGAGAGAACAGGAAUUGAUACAGUAUUUACAAGAUGCAGAUGGGUUUUGA
This is a messenger RNA of Brettanomyces nanus, 1485 nucleotides long. RefSeq lists its product as uncharacterized. Gene Ontology annotation, biological process: ubiquitin-dependent protein catabolic process; regulation of protein catabolic process. Gene Ontology annotation, cellular component: proteasome complex; proteasome regulatory particle, lid subcomplex. Lineage: Eukaryota; Fungi; Ascomycota; Pichiomycetes; Pichiales; Pichiaceae. Bases 1 to 1485 code for a protein of 494 amino acids. The transcript has a single exon. Gene Ontology annotation, molecular function: enzyme regulator activity. The record is from RefSeq and is a predicted model, not a curated record.